This is a messenger RNA of Anopheles aquasalis, 524 nucleotides long. RefSeq lists its product as uncharacterized. The record is from RefSeq and is a predicted model, not a curated record. Lineage: Eukaryota; Metazoa; Arthropoda; Insecta; Diptera; Culicidae.
GAAAAAUGCCGGCAUCGUUGACACGCCCGUGACAUCGGUUUUUGCUGUUCCAGGUGGAUCGUAGUGCUCCGGGACGACAGGUAGAGCCUAGCUUACAAUUUACGGAGAGAAAAUGGAAGAGGGAUCGUCGCAAUCGGUAGAAGCGGCCAUACAAAGGCUUUGCCAGGUUCUGAUGGAGCCGGAACUUGAUGACGGCGAGCAUACGGACGAUAGCGACGAGAACGAAGAAUGCUCCAGCUCAUCCUAUAUGGAAGAGUUCCGCGAGAAUAUUCAGCUUCUCGAGGAGGCGUUCGAAUUGAAUGGCGAAACGCUGAAGCUCAUCGCACUGCACCGGGACCAGUCUGAUGACCAGUUGGUCACGCUUCAGAUGCUGUACACUGAGCUGAUUAGAGAGGCAAAUGAACAAGCGAAUCGUCUAUAUGAAGUAAGGGAAAUGGAACAAAAGGUUACCGCAAGGGAGAAUUACAUCAACCGCUUCAAGACUGUCUUAAAUCAGAAGAAACAAUAAGCCGAGUCGAGUUUCA